AAACAGCAGCGGCUGUUCUUCUGGUUCCUCGCUGUUGGCUGCCCGCUGAAGAAUGGCGGCGAGGUCCGGCUCCGACACGGAGGGGGACGGCCAGGAGACCCCGCUGCUGCCGCGCGGGAAGGACGGACGAGUCCCGCGAGCGCCGGCUUGCUGCUCGUCUCGUUACGGCCUGGCGCUGCUCUCCUGCUACGGCUUCUUCGUAGUCUAUUCUCUGAGAGUGAACCUGAGCGUGGCCAUGGUGGACAUGCUCAACACCACGCGCCAGACCAACCACAGCGCCUCCGUGUGUCCCGCUCACCCCAGUCCUGCGCGGCCCAAACACAACCACACGGCUAAUGUCUACAACUGGGACUCAGAGACUCAGGGCUGGAUCCUGGGCUCCUUCUUCUACGGAUACAUUCUGACCCAGAUCCCCGGGGGCUACCUGGCCGGCCGCUUCGGAGCCAAGUGGCUGAUGGGUUUUGGGAUCCUGGGAACUGCAGUUUUCACACUCCUGACGCCCUUGGCUGCCAAUCUGGGUGCAAGCUACCUGAUAGCUGUGCGGGUGCUGGAAGGGGUCGGAGAGGGCGUCUCCUUUCCUGCAAUGUACACCAUGUGGGCCGCAUGGGCGCCCCCAAUGGAGAGGAGCCGCCUGCUCACCAUCUCAUACCUCGGUGCUCAGCUGGGGACGGUGAUCUCCCUCCCUGUGUCGGGUCAGAUCUGCUUUUACCUGGGCUGGACCUACGUCUUCUACAUAUUUGGUGCCAUCGGGCUGGUGUGGUUCGUCCUCUGGGCUUUCUUUGUCUUCGACAGUCCAAACACUCAUCCGCGCAUAUCAGACCGGGAGAGACUCUACAUCACCAGCUCUCUCAGGAACGAGCUGUCCACUUCGGCGGGCUUCAUCCCCUGGAAAGCCAUUUUGACGUCGCGGCCGCUCCUGGCCAUCGUUGUGGCUCAUUUCUCCUACAACUGGACCUUCUACACGCUCCUCACCCUGCUGCCCACCUACAUGAGUGACAUACUGGGAUUCAGCAUUCAGCAGAACGGGAUGCUGUCGGCUCUGCCGUACGUGGGCUGCGCUUUGUUCGCCGUGGUGAGCGGACAGAUCGCCGAUUAUCUGCGAGAAACCUGCCUGUACCCGACCGUCACCGUCAGGAAGUGCUUUUCCGUUGUUGGUAUGAUCGGACCGGCCGUGUUCCUGGUGGCGGCGGGUUUCAUCGGCUGCGAUUACACUUUAGCCAUCACCUUCCUCACCCUCUCCUCCUCUCUGGGUGGAGUGUCGGCCUCUGGCUUCAACAUCAACCACCUCGACAUUGCUCCUUCGUACGCGGGAAUUCUGCUGGGAAUCACCAACACUUUUGCCACCAUUCCUGGCAUGGUGGGACCGGUCAUUGCCAGAUCUCUCACUCAACACAACACCAUUGCAGAAUGGCAGGUGGUCUUCUACAUCGCUGCAGCCAUCAACGUGUUCGGAGCGUUGUUCUACUCCGUGUUUGGUCGAGGGACGGUGCAGCCGUGGGCCAUCGGCGAGGUCUACCACCAUGGAGACUGAGCCAGGGACUCGUCCGGUGUCCACUAACGGCUGGUGGAGUGGGUAAACUCAGUCUGACAAACCAGAAUUUUACACUCAAAUGCUUCAAUGUACUUUAAAGCUGUUUUAAUGAGACCCCACCGUUGAGCUCUUUUUUAUUAUCUGUGAUAAUCAACAUGAAUUGAGAGGUUUUUGGCACUUGUGUAUGUAAGGUGACCUAAACUAACUGCAUCUUUUACCAAAGUGCCAGAAAAUGUUUUCCCUCAACACGCACAAAUGAUGAACACGCCUUAAAAGGGAAGAAAUUCUAGUUUUAAAAUUACAUUUGUUUAUGUAAGGAAGUUCAUUUUGUCAAGUUUAUUUUGUAUUUUUAAACCUUCAGCUAUUAUUUUUACCUCACUGAUGGAUAAAAAAGGGAAACCUGAAGCAGGUUUUGCACUUUGUGUCUGAACUCAGGUGUUUAAUCAUCUUUAAAUUUCUGUCUGCAAGUAUCAUUGUCACUGCGGAAGAUGAUGUAAACUUGUGCCUUAAUUAUCAAAUUUAAAAGGGAUCACACAUUCCAGCUCUGUAGCUUCAUUUUGUGGAAAAUACUUAAGUUACUGUUUACAAUUUUUUACUCUGUUUGGAAGGGAUUUGUGUCGGAUCAGCUGUGAGUCCGUUUUGUUUCUGUAAAUUUGCUAAAACACGGAAUGUAAAUACAUCUAUAAGCAAAUGAA
Molecule: messenger RNA, 2226 nt
Organism: Oryzias melastigma (Indian medaka)
Lineage: Eukaryota; Metazoa; Chordata; Actinopteri; Beloniformes; Adrianichthyidae
Gene: slc17a5
Product: solute carrier family 17 member 5
Exons: 11
Coding region: 53-1531 (492 amino acids)
Biological process (GO): transmembrane transport; monoatomic anion transport
Molecular function (GO): transmembrane transporter activity
Source: RefSeq, a predicted model, not a curated record